Messenger RNA from Acanthaster planci (crown-of-thorns starfish), 1624 nucleotides. Its product is annotated as HAUS augmin-like complex subunit 4. Gene Ontology annotation, biological process: spindle assembly; centrosome cycle. Gene Ontology annotation, cellular component: HAUS complex. The record is from RefSeq and is a predicted model, not a curated record. Gene Ontology annotation, molecular function: microtubule minus-end binding. Lineage: Eukaryota; Metazoa; Echinodermata; Asteroidea; Valvatida; Acanthasteridae.
UUUUUACAUCCUUCAUUGUCCAACGAUUUAAGUCUAACCAAUUUGGCACAAAAUGGCCCAGUUCCUCAGUGUGCAAAGACUGCAGUACUUUCAACAUGCCGUUUUAUCAUAAAUCAUGUAGCCUAGGCCUAGUGCAAAUUUCAGGACGACCUAGGCCCACAACUCAACCGUCUGACCGUUUGCCAACUCGACUCGGAACAACUCAACCGUUGAGACAUCUGGAGCAGUGGGACAGCUGAACAGUCUGCUUCUAAUGGACAGACAACUUGACCGUCAUGAUCGUUGCGACAAAUUGUCAUUUUACCUAGGGAAAAAAAUACCUGAAAUUUGGCCAUGUAUUCAAUAUGAGUUUGCCUGUGCACCUGACAGCAAGUGACAGUGAACAAUAUCCAGAAAUGGUGAAGCUGCUGGAGGCUCUUUGCCAACACAUCACAGACACAGGGGUCAGCAGAUCAGUCCAGAAAGAUCUCAGUCAGGCCCAGGAGUUGUUGAAGAGAGAGAAACAAUCCUAUCUACAGUUCCACAUCCUGCACCACGACCUGAAGGAGUUCCUUAUGGACCAUGAGAUUGCCAGCUAUGACAUCGCUCCAAGUUCUUCAACAGCACAGUUACAAGAAGCAGUCAAGCACUGCCUGUACACAGCGGAGGCGGCUGACUACCUACACCCUCACCCAGACACCUCAUCGGGGGACGACCAGCCCUGCACACUGCUGGGACUGACCAGAGAGCAGCUCCAGAGAGCAAACCCUCACCACAAGGGGCUUCCAUCCCUCCAGCAGCAGCUCAUUCCUCAAAUUGAGGACCGACUCGGGAAAAAGUGUGAAGAACUUGCGGCCUUCCACCAUUCCCAGCUGGACAGCGAGAGUGAAGGGAUGGCAUUUGCCAAGGCCACCAGACUACCGGACCUGCUGCGCAGCCAGCGGAGCAAACUGGAAGAGGAGAAGGGAAAACUCCGACUGGACCGUGCCCACAGGGACAGGCAGUUCUGGCAGUACUACCAGGCUCUGAUGGACUCGCUGGGAGUGCUGGAACGGUUGAUCACCAAACAUCGCCUGCGUUUGCAAGCAGACAGUGACACCAUCACCAGCAACUGGCUCAGCGCAAGGUGCCACGCCAUGUGCCUCAAACUCAGGGUGUUUGAAGCUAGGUUGCUAUGUGAUACCUACACGCCGGAGGUAGUUGCUGCUCUGGAGCAAAUUAAGCAUCACCUGAACCGUGCCAUCCAAGAACGAGACAAGGACGUAACCAGGCUCAGCCAGGCCCUGCAGGCCUACCAGAGCAUCGGCAUGGGCUUUGACCAGCUGGUCCAGGAGUAUGAGCAGCUCCAGGCAGCCAUCGACAACAAGACAUGGGCACUGACUGAGCUCAAGCAGAGUCUGGUGUCAGACACUGCCAGUGAGUGGAAGACAGACUGAUGAUCCAUCUCUGGAUACACAUAUAUUUAACGGUACCUCAACUGGUCUCAUACUUGGCUGCUAUGCGGAAGAUGCAACAAGUAUUCAAAGCUAUAUAGGCUGCGAAGUCGUUUGCAGAAUCCCCCCCCCAAAAAAACAGGAAUGCACAUCUAGGAGCUGCAGUUAAAGUGAGCUUUGGCCAAAUACGUCGCUGAAAUGCUAGUAAUGUG